AUGGGCUUGGGAAUAAACAAACCCGCCGACACGCCCGGCAAGGCGUGGCCUGCGAUCUGCAUUGGACUCUUUGUGUCGUUUGGCGGGGUGUUGUUCGGAUAUGAUACCGGCACGAUCUCCGGCAUCCUGGCCAUGCCGUAUUGGAUCGAAGAGUUCAAGACGGGUAGCAAUGAAGGGAUCACGCCCGCGCAGGACUCGCUCAUCGUGUCGCUUCUGUCGGCAGGGACGUUCUUUGGGGCGUUGUUCGCGGCCCCAGCAGCAGAUCUCCUCGGCCGCAAGCUCGGUCUCAUCGCUUUAGCGGGGAUUGUCUUCAACCUGGGCGUGAUUCUGCAGACGGCGGCUACGGCUCAGCCGAUGUUCAUUGCUGGGAGGUUCUUUGCUGGAUUGGGGGUUGGGUUGAUCAGUGCUAUGGUUCCGCUUUAUCAGAGUGAGACGGCGCCGAAGUGGAUUCGAGGUGCUGUUGUCGGCGCAUAUCAGUGGGCCAUCACCAUCGGCCUCUUCCUCGCCGCCAUCGUCAGCUACGCAACGGGCCAACGCAACGACUCCGGCUCCUACCGCAUCCCCGUCGCCGUCCAAUUCGCCUGGUCCAUCGUAAUCUGCGUCGGCCUGAUCUUCCUCCCAGAAACCCCACGCUUCCUCAUCAAGCAAGACAGGCACGAGAAAGCCGCCUCAAGCCUUGCGAAACUCCGUCGUCUCCCACCAGAUCACCCGGCUUUGGUCGAGGAGCUGAGCGAGAUCCAGGCGAAUCACGCAUAUGAGAUGAGUCUUUCCAAGGCGACGUAUCUGGAUUGCUUCAAGGGGACGGUGGGAAAGAGGUUGCUUACGGGGUGCAACAACAACUACGGGACGCAGUACUUCCAGAACGCCGGUUUCCAAAGCGGAGGCUUCACCAUCCAGGUCAUCACCAACUGCGUCAACGUCGUGUCGACCCUCCCCGGGCUGUACCUCGUAGAGAAGAUGGGCCGGCGGAAUCUCCUCCUGAUGGGCGCCAUCGGCAUGGCCGUCUGCCAGUACAUCGUCGCCAUCACGGGUACCGUCGCAGGCGUCGAGAACCUCGCCGCGCAACGCGCGGCCAUCUCCUUCGUCUGCAUCUAUAUUUUCUUCUUUGCCUCCAGCUGGGGUCCCGUCGCCUGGGUCGUAACAGGCGAGAUGUUCCCCCUCACCGUCCGCGCCAAGUGCCUCUCGAUGACCACCGCCACGAACUGGCUCCUCAACUGGGCCAUCGCCUACGCAACGCCCUACAUGGUCAACGAGGAAUACGCCAACCUGCAGUCCAAAGUCUUCUUUCUGUGGGGGUCCUUCUGCUUCGUGUGCAUCGCCUUCGUGUGGUUUAUGAUUUACGAGACGAAGGGGUUGUCGCUGGAGGAGGUGGAUGAGCUGUUUGAGGUUUGUGGCAAGGCGUGGGAGAGUAAGAAGUUUAGGCCAAAGGUUAGUUUUAGGGAGGUGGUGGAUGUGAGGGAUGGGGAGGGGAGAGGGAUGAGUCUUGCGGAGGCGACGGAAGCGGUGCAGAGGAAGAAGAGUGUCACGCAUGUGGAGGAGGGGUUGGAGAAGUUGGAGUAG
Messenger RNA from Zasmidium cellare ATCC 36951, 1560 nucleotides. RefSeq lists its product as uncharacterized. Gene Ontology annotation, molecular function: carbohydrate:proton symporter activity. Gene Ontology annotation, cellular component: membrane. The coding region runs from base 1 to 1560 and encodes 519 amino acids. The transcript is spliced from 7 exons. Gene Ontology annotation, biological process: carbohydrate transport; transmembrane transport. NCBI's taxonomy places the organism in Eukaryota, Fungi, Ascomycota, Dothideomycetes, Mycosphaerellales, Mycosphaerellaceae. The record is from RefSeq and is a predicted model, not a curated record.